This is a messenger RNA of Lottia gigantea (owl limpet), 1239 nucleotides long. RefSeq lists its product as hypothetical. The transcript is spliced from 4 exons. NCBI's taxonomy places the organism in Eukaryota, Metazoa, Mollusca, Gastropoda, Lottiidae. Bases 1 to 1239 code for a protein of 412 amino acids. The record is from RefSeq and is a predicted model, not a curated record.
AUGUUGUCGGUAUAUUUUGAUGAAGUAGUCGAACCUGUAAACUCAUGGGACUGUCUUCCGGUUGAAAAUCUUUCUGGUUUUCUAUCUUUUAAUGCUGUCUGUGAAAUUUAUAAGGGAUGUUUAUUUUUCAAUCUGAAGCCCAAACAAAAAGAUUGCACAAUCGGCAAUAUGGAAGAUGAAAGUCCAGAAAAAUUGAUCAGUUUUGUAAAGGCAGCUACAGACUCGGUUCAGAACGUUUUAAAAACACCUUUAACAGGAUUGACACCGGUACCACAGAAAGCUUACCGUCGAAGGCGAUUGAAAAAAGGCUUAGAUAAGACGCUGAAGAAGCUCAAAAUUGAAAGACAACAUCAAAUACAACAGUACGAAGUUCAAGAGAUGUACACAUUAUCCAUGCUGAAUUCCGCCUCCAUUUGUUUUGGAGACAAUGCCGAACUCUAUGGAAUCAUAAAUGGAACUGAUCAUCAAGAUGCAGCUAACGUAUUGACUGAAUCCCAAGGUAAAGAGUUUUACAUCCCACCCACCGACCGGUUUUUAGAUUCCUAUAUCCCAAGAAUUGGUAGUCCUCGGGAGAACAAACAGCUAAGCAACAACAACUAUGGAUCUUUGAGCAACUUCCACAACUACCAGUCACCAUGCAUGUUUGAAAUGUCGGCUUGUUCUAUUUGGGAUGGUAAUAUAAGUCCUCCCCAACACACUAUUAACAAUAACUAUUCUGGAACAAUCGACAUGUAUGAAAAUCCUGCUGUCCAGAUACCUUACAUGGGCUUUGAAAACAAUGGUCCUGCUCCUAUGCAGAAUGGUCAAUCAGAACUUCCGGUAGCUGGUUUGGUUUCUCCACCAUUUGAUGAGUAUAGUCAACAAUCGUUCGAACAGUACUGUUCUUCACAAGAUAAUUUCGACAAUGGUUGUUUGAAUACCAGUGGAAGCGAAGCUGAAUCCAUUAAAGAAAUGAAUAUCAUAAACGAUUUGGUGGACGAAGAAGAUUUCAGUGCUGACGCCUUUGACGAUAUUUUGUCGGAGAUGGAAACGACAGUAUCUCAUAGCUUUUCCAAUGACUCGAUUCUUUCUGGAUUUGAGAGUGACAUAUCAUCUGAUAGAGUAACAGCAUUAGACGGUUGGUCGGCCGGAAGUAGCAAUGGUUCUGAUUCCGGAUUGUCAAUUCCGAAUGUGGUUACCUCAUCUCAGAGCGAAAUAAAUAACAGUUUGCCUUCAUUUUCGUCAGUAUUUAUGCAGUAA